Molecule: messenger RNA, 1824 nt
Organism: Truncatella angustata
Lineage: Eukaryota; Fungi; Ascomycota; Sordariomycetes; Amphisphaeriales; Sporocadaceae
Product: DNA glycosylase
Exons: 3
Coding region: 81-1487 (468 amino acids)
Biological process (GO): base-excision repair
Molecular function (GO): catalytic activity
Source: RefSeq, a predicted model, not a curated record
CUGUAGAUAAUACUGCUGAAGCUCCUGCUAUUUCGGCCCCCAAUGCUGGGGCCAUCUCUGAAAGCAAAACGGUUCUUUCUAUGUGCGAUACAGAUGCCCCAAAGCCUGCGACUAGGUACAGUCUGCGGAACCGUAAAGCUAUUACCACCCCAGUCGCACAUGGUACAUCUGUACAAGAGGAUGCAGCUCCUAUUAUCGCGCAAGACACAGAAUCGAACCUCAAGAUAACAGGCAGCCGAAAUGAACUCGAUGGUGCCCCACCGAAAAAGAGACAACGUCGAUCGAAGAAGGCUGCUGCUGAAGAUGGGAACAGUCAGACCAAAGAGACGGGCAUUGCGACAAAGCCUAAGCGAAAGGCUCGAAGAACUAAAGAUAACCCUUAUGGUAUGAUGCCUGGUGAGACUCCCUACCCCGACUGGGUGGCGCCAACCGCAGAGGAGUGCCAGGAAGUCUAUGACAUUCUUGCCGAGAUACACGACGAUGUCAAGGCUCUUCCUCCGGAAAAGAUCCCUGCGCCAUCCCUCGAUGUUGCUGGUUGUGGAGAAGUGCCCUCUGUCCUAGAUGGUCUCAUUCGUACCGUACUUAGCGGUUCGACAACUUUCGAGUCGGCUGACAAGAUGCUGAAGGCAUUGGUGGCAAGAUUUGGUGUUCUUGAGGUAGGCGUCGGAAAGGGUAGUGUGAAUUGGAAUAAUAUCAGAGUUGCCGAGCACGAUGAUGUUUAUGCACAGCUCAAGGAUGGCGGGCUUGGCAAGAUCAAGACGAAGCAUAUCCAAGGUAUUCUCAGCAUGGUGCAUGACGAGAACAUGGAGAGUCGGGCAGCCUAUCUCGUAGAGACAGAGAGCGGUGUUCAUGCUGAUAUUGCUGGUGCUUCAACUAAGACUGAAGGUCAGAAGAAGCUCGAGAUCUUGAAAGCAGACCAGGACAUGCUGUCACUUGACCACAUGCAUGAUAUGGAAACCCAAGAAGCCAUGAAACACUUUGUUCGGUAUCCUGGCGUAGGUGUAAAGACAGCCGCAUGCGUCACGUUAUUUUCUCUUCAGCGACCUUGCUUUGCGGUUGAUACCCAUGUCUUUCGCCUGUCAAAGUGGUUGGCUUGGGUUCCUCAAAAGACCAAUGAGGACGAUACUUUCAGCCAUCUCGAAUUCCGAUGCCCUGACAAGCUCAAGUACGGCUUGCACCAGCUAUUUAUUCGCCAUGGCAAGACUUGUCAUCGUUGCAACGACAAGAGCUUUUUGGGCACUGACGCCUGGAAUGCGAGUAGAUGCCCUCUUGAGCAACUCGUCAACCGAUACACUAAGCGAGUUGCUAAGCUCAAGGAAAUCGAAGCCGAGAAUAAGAAGAAGGGCAAAGACAAGGUUACAGCCAAAGGGAAGAGACUGCAGCAAGGUGCUGGUCAAAACACAGGCCUGACCAAGAUAGCCAAAGACGAAGAUGACGCCACAGACUCGGAACUUUCUGAGCUCGAUGAAGCCGAUGUCGAUAUGUAAUCUUUUGCAACCUAGUCAACAGGGAGUUGUCGCCGACCAUGGUGCGGAUGAGCAAGUCGAUCCAGGAAGUAUCGAAAGGCUUUUGGACUUCUACAUCAUGACUCCCAAUUAACCAGGCCACUGGAGUAAGAUUGGGCUAGCCGGUUGAAGCAAAUGUUUAGCUGGGGGACAUCCAGCUUCGUAUCUUUCGCUUCAUGAUAUCAUUGAUGACAAUAUCGCACAAUUACCUGAUGAUUCAAAUUAAAGCUGUCCAGCUCGCGCGGUUUACAAAUCGUGACGAGAAACGAGUGACAAAGGACUGGCCAUUGAGGAGGGGUGGGAUUGAAGUAUGUUAGUG